AUGGCUACCCGUCUUCAGUUUGAGAACCACUCCGACAUCGGCGUAUUCGCCAAAUUGACAAACAGCUACUGCCUGGCUGCAAUCCAGGGCAGCACCAACUUUUACUCUGCGUUCGAGAGUGAGCUCGGGGAUGUCAUUCCCAUCGUACACACCAGCAUUGGCGGAACACGGAUUAUCGGUCGUCUCACCGCAGGAAACAGACAUGGCCUCCUUGUACCCUCAUCAACGACCGACCAAGAGCUACAACAUUUGCGCAACUCACUCCCAGACGCUGUCGCCAUCCAGCGCGUCGAGGAACGGCUUUCCGCGCUCGGAAACGUCAUCGCCUGCAAUGACUAUGUAGCGCUCGUACACCCCGACGUCGACCGUGAGACGGAGGAGAUCAUCGCGGACGUGCUCAAAGUCGAGGUGUUCCGUCAAACGAUCGCGGACAACGUGCUUGUGGGGAGCUACUGCGCGAUUACGAAUCAGGGCGGCCUUGUGCACCCUCUGACGAGUAUACAGGACCAGGAUGAGCUGAGCAGCUUGUUGCAGAUACCUCUGGUGGCUGGAACUGUGAAUCGCGGUUCAGAUGUCAUUGGUGCAGGUCUGAUAGUCAACGAUUGGUGUGCGUUCACUGGUCUAGAGACAACAGCAACAGAGAUAAGCGUGAUCGAAGCCGCUUUCAAACUCCAAGGCCAGGACUCUACCGCCGUCAUCGGCGAGAUGCGCGACUCCCUCAUCGACAACUGGGCAUAA
Molecule: messenger RNA, 738 nt
Organism: Psilocybe cubensis
Lineage: Eukaryota; Fungi; Basidiomycota; Agaricomycetes; Agaricales; Agrocybaceae
Exons: 5
Coding region: 1-738 (245 amino acids)
Biological process (GO): cytosolic ribosome assembly; assembly of large subunit precursor of preribosome; maturation of 5.8S rRNA
Cellular component (GO): preribosome, large subunit precursor; nucleolus; cytosol
Molecular function (GO): ribosomal large subunit binding
Source: RefSeq, a predicted model, not a curated record